This is a messenger RNA of Naegleria fowleri, 1191 nucleotides long. RefSeq lists its product as uncharacterized. The transcript has 3 exons. NCBI's taxonomy places the organism in Eukaryota, Heterolobosea, Eutetramitea, Acrasida, Naegleriidae. Bases 1 to 1191 code for a protein of 396 amino acids. The record is from RefSeq and is a predicted model, not a curated record. Gene Ontology annotation, molecular function: protein binding.
AUGAAGCGAACGUUUUUGGAACACUCUUUUGUCUGUUCCGAAGCAGACGGAGGUUGCAAUCAUCCUUUCCAGCAUCCAACCACCACCAUUGUAAAUAACCCCUUAUUAAUGCUAGAAAAUUCAAAAAAAUUGAAACACAAUUUGCAGAAGGAUGAGUUUGAAAAUUCUCUCCUGUUAGGAGCCUCUUUUCAAAAUUCUAACACAUCACCUUCGUGCAUACUCUCCAGUAGUUCGAAUGACGUAGAGAAGAAGAAACAGUUUGAACUGCUUACCAUCAUCGGAAGCCAAGGAAACAACCAUGGAGAGUUUAAUAAUCCAUUCGAUGUAGUUAUUGAUCAUUUCUCACAACUCUUAUUUAUUUCUGACCACGACAAUAAGCGAGUGAAGAUUUUUAACUUGCACAACCUAACUCUAAAGCAAGUGAUUGACAUUUGUGACAAACCAAAUUAUAUGGCAAUUCAUACGAACAACACAUUGCUCAUUACAUCUAGGGAAUAUGUUUACAAAUAUUCGUAUGACGGAAAACAACUAUGGAAACUGUCCUCACCUUUUCAAGCGCCUACAGGAAUUUGUGUGGACUUUGAAGGGAGAAUUUAUGUCUGUGAUUGUUUUUCUCAUAGAAUAGUAGUAUUGUCUCAAAACGGACAAGUUGAAUAUACGAUUUCUUCAGAAGGAAGCAACCCUGGACAAUUGUUAUAUCCAAGAGGAAUAGACUUGGAUCAUUUGAAUAAUUUAGUAGUGUGUGACAAUGGGAACAAUCGAAUUCAAGUUUUUUCAAGAUCUGGAAACUACCUUAAUUCUUUCCAAUGCCAUCAUCAUCAGUCUCAGCACGUCAUCUCUCCAGAGUCAAUUAUUGUCGAUAAAUGUAAUGGAACAAACGGAGCACCCGUUCCAACCAAUGCAUCGGCCAAGGAAGAGCUCCCUCCGACAAAGUUUCGAUCAACAAACAUAAACGAUGAUCAAAAACAAUUAUUCCAUUGGAAAGAGGUGAAAUCAUCAUUUAACAUCAACCAAGGUAAAACAAAUCUUGAUGAAAUCAUCAAUGAAAAAGCAUCAAUCACUGAAAAAGUCAAAAAUGGAGAAUUGCAAAAGCCUAAACAAGUGCUUCAAUAUCCGUUGUUAAUGUAUGAAUUAUUGAAUAUUGUUUUACCACACAUUCCCAUCAAUAAUCAAGAAAAGAAUAUCCUCUAA